AUGAGACGCCCACGUGGACCAGGAGGACGAUUUCUGACGGCCGCCGAGAUAGCUGCUCUUGACGAACAGGAAGCCAAGUUAGGACAACACCCCUCUCCUUCCUCUCCCUCCGCCUCUGCCUCUCCAUCCGCUGGAAGUGGUCAGCCCGAGAGCCACAACCACCAUCACAACAUUCAGGGACAUGGACAUCAUGGUCAUGGUCAGGGACGUAUGCAGGAGGGAGCCUCGACAAUAGUAGUAGGUGCAGUACCAGUUAGUGGGAACCAUACUCACCAACAACAACACCAUCAGCAACCGCAACAACAGCAGCUCACUCAAGGGAAUAACGGGCAGAUAAACAAGGUUAAGGCCACCAACCCCGCCAAUCCCAAUGCUGCCCAUAUCCAUAUCAACAAUGGCCACCAUCCAUCACAACCUCCACCACAGCAGCAGGGUGUUCCAAAUCAUCAACAUAUCCCACAGCAGCAGCCAGAAUAUGCAACAGGAUACGCGUCCUUCCAGGUUCAGCAUCAGCGUCAGCAGUCUCAGCAUGAUGAACUCCAACAGCAACAACAGCAACUUCAACAGCAACAGUACAAACGUCCACCACCGCAGCAACAACAGCCACAACAACAACAGCAACAACAGCAUUACCCUCAGCAGUACGCUUAG
Molecule: messenger RNA, 651 nt
Organism: Linnemannia hyalina
Lineage: Eukaryota; Fungi; Mortierellomycota; Mortierellomycetes; Mortierellales; Mortierellaceae
Source: the annotation of a GenBank genome assembly